Messenger RNA from Diorhabda carinulata, 677 nucleotides. Its product is annotated as peroxynitrite isomerase THAP4-like. The transcript has a single exon. NCBI's taxonomy places the organism in Eukaryota, Metazoa, Arthropoda, Insecta, Coleoptera, Chrysomelidae. Bases 91 to 621 code for a protein of 176 amino acids. The record is from RefSeq and is a predicted model, not a curated record.
UGUCAAAUUAUGUCAAUUGUAAGUUGCGCAAUAUAUUGUUCCUCGUAAUUUAAAUUUUUGUGAAUAAUAAUUUACUAAAUUAAAGUCAAGAUGCAGAAUAUGGUACCGGUUAAGAUGCACCAAAUCGUAAAACCACUAUGUUGGUUAAUAGGAACGUGGAAAUCGGUGACUGCCAAAAGCGAUUAUCCCAGUAAAAAUAUUCACGGCCGUCCCUUCAACGAAAUAAUAUCGUUCAAAUCCUUGGGACAACCACAAUUGAAAUUUGAUGCAUUAAGUUGGCAUCCCAGAACUUUGUUACCGAUACACAUACAAAAUGGUUAUUUAUAUAUUGAUGAACAUGGAAAAAAUGUCGUUCUAGUUGCAACUCACAGUGUUGGAUAUGCUAUAGUUGAAGUUGGAACCGUUCACGAAUGCAGUCUGAAACUCGAAAGUCAUAUUAUCGGACAUGCUGAUUUGUCUCCCUGUAGGGUAACUCAAUUCAGAAGAUCUUUUUAUUUAAACGAAAGUGGCCAGUUGGUUUAUAAAAUGAUGCUACACACUGAAAACGAGCAAAACUUAUUCAAUCAUCUACGAGUCAUUUACGAGAGAGAUCCUCUAUGUCAACGUCCACCUAGUUUUUAAUAUAUAUGAUUUUAUUUUUUAAAUAUAUUUCAAUUAAUAAAUUCCUGUGAACAUUG